Molecule: messenger RNA, 5049 nt
Organism: Malaya genurostris
Lineage: Eukaryota; Metazoa; Arthropoda; Insecta; Diptera; Culicidae
Exons: 2
Coding region: 1-5049 (1682 amino acids)
Biological process (GO): DNA integration
Molecular function (GO): nucleic acid binding
Source: RefSeq, a predicted model, not a curated record
AUGACUCCGCCAAGACGGCCGAAACCAUCCACUACAAAGAUGACUAAAUUAAAAUUGUUGUACCGUCGGCGAACAAAUGUCUUGGGAUCAGCCGAAUUGAUUAAAACAUUCGACGAGCAAUUUGAUCUCACUCAAGGUGAUCAACUACCGGUUAGAAUCCAACGUUUGGAUGACUUGUGGCGCGAUUUUGAAUUGAUCCAAGAUGAAAUCGAGGUUUUGGAAGACGCUGAGGAUCAAUUUUCGGACGAACGUAGAGAAUUUCAAAAUAUGUAUUUUGUAUUGAAGGCGUCGUUGCAGGGCAAAUUACCUACUCGCCCACCUCUGGCGCCCCCCUUACCAUCGAUGCCAGCAUCGGCUCAACCAAUUGCGAAUAUACGUUUACCUGAAAUUUCAUUGAAACAAUUUUCUGGUAAAAUUGAUGAUUGGGUAUCUUUCCGCGAACUUUUUGUGUCACUGAUUCAUAAUAAUCAGCAACUUGGGGCAGUACAAAAGCUGCAUUAUUUACGAGCGACGCUUUCCGGAGAAGCUGCUGGAAUUUUGUCAUCACUCGAACUAUCAGCCAACAACUAUAACGUUGCUUGGAAGAUGUUACGAGAACGGUACGAAAAUAAAAGUUUUCUGAUUAAGCGACACAUGUCGGGAUUGUUAGCACUGUCUUCGUUGAAAAGAGAAUCGUCAUCAGGAUUGUCUGAGUUGGCUGACGAAUUUGAUCGUCAUGUUCAACUACUGGACAAGCUCGAAAAUGCGGAAGACCACUGGAAUUCGUUCCUGGUGGAACGACUGAGUAGUUGCCUGGAUCCCAUUACACUGCGGGAGUGGGAAACUCAAAUAUCGGAAAUAGACAAAUCUACAUACAAACAACUCCUUGAUUUUGUACACAAAAGAUCGCGAAUUAUACAAACCCUAACAAUCUCUCAUCAUGGCAAUCCACAUUCGGAAUCAAAACAUAAACCUCGUCUCGCCAUAGCCCAUGUUGCUUCAGAGAACAUUACAAGGUGUCCUAGUUGCAAGCAAGCACAUUUAUUAUUCCAGUGCGACCAGUUUCGUACGCUAAUACCACAACAACGGUUCGAAUUUGUAAAGAAGCAUGGGCUAUGUAUCAACUGUCUCAAAACCUCUCACCUUGCAAAGGAUUGCUCCAGCGGAUCCUGUAAAAGCUGUUCCAAGAAACAUCAUACUUUGUUGCAUUUACCACCGGUGCAACCAUUCACAAGGAAAACUCAGACAUGUUUCCUAUCCUGCCAAUCCGUUGAAGCAUCUUGCUCGCAAGGCGAUAAAUCGUCGGUCUCGAAUGCCAGUUCGGUUAGGCACACGGUAGCCUCACCACUCGUCGCCUCGCCGCAAAAUUCGGACGCAAUUUCGGUUGAUAUCGCUCCCUCGUCGUCGUCGGUUGACAGAUCGUUCGUUAACGUAAACAAUCACCAUCCAUACACCUCCUGUCAAAGUGCUCAAGUGAAAACGACUUUUCGUAAUAAUCUAGUGAUGUUAUCAACUGCAAUUAUAAAAGUGAGAGAUGCGGAUAACAACUUCCAGUUUGCCAGGGCGCUUCUCGAUAGUGGUUCUCAACCUAGUUUCAUCACCGAAGCGCUGUGUCAGAAACUUCGUCUAAAACGUUCCAAAUUAAACUCGCCUGUCAGUGGAAUCGGACAAUCCACCGUAACCGUUCAUCAUGGUGUCGCACUAUCUCUCUCGUCUCGUUUUGGCAACUAUAACUACAACCUCAAUUGCUUAGUGCUCCCUAGGCUCACAGUAUCGCUUCCCAGUCAUCACAUCGAUGUCUCACGAUGGAAGAUUCCUCUACACCUCCCACUAGCGGAUCCACAGUUCAACAUCAGUCAAGGGAUUGAUAUCAUCAUCGGAGCCGAGUUGUUUUUCAAUUUGCUAGAAAAUCAGCAAGUUUCGUUAUCUAAUGGUUACCCACUUCUUCAGAAAACCACUCUGGGAUACAUUAUCUGCGGAAAGGUUAUGGAGCCAAUCCUCGAACCAGUUGCAACACAAAGCAGCCAUGUCUGCUCGGAAGACCUGCUCGAUUCUCGACUCGAGCGAUUCUGGGAGAUUGAAAAUUUUGAUGAUGGAAAAGCGUAUACAUCUGAUGAACAAGUUUGUGAGGAGCAUUUCAAGAAGACCGUCUUUCGUGGUUCUGACGGACGUUACACAGUUCGUCUACCGUUCCGGCAAGAAAUGUUGAGGCUGAUUGGAGAUACGCACACUUCCGCUUUGCGUCGGUUCCUGUCAAUGGAGAAGAAGUUUGCUGAAAAUAAAGAUCUUCGCCAGGAAUAUUGCAGAUUUAUGGACGAGUAUAGCAGGCUAGGUCAUAUGGAGGUGAUUUCGCGCGCGUCGUGUAGCCCACAGUAUUUCUUACCCCACCACGCCAUACACCGUCCAGAAAGUUCAACUACAAAGAUAAGAGUUGUAUUCGAUGGCUCAAGUAGAGGUUCGACACAGUUAUCGCUCAACGACAUUCUGUUUCCUGGUCCAACCGUUCAACCUACAUUGUACUCUACGGUCAUAAACUUUCGGUUACCUCGUUACGCAAUUACUGCUGAUGUUGAGAAAAUGUUCAGGCAGAUUUGGAUCCAUCCGCAGGACCGUUGCUACCAGCAAAUACUUUGGAGAAGGGAUUCAUCGGAACCAAUCCGUACCUACCAACUGAAAACUGUUACUUAUGGUCUCGCCAGUUCACCGUAUCAUGCUACACGAAUUUUAAAUCAGUUGGCCAAUGAUGAGGCAGAACAUUUUCCAUUGGCGGUCCCUAUCAUACAAAAGGGGACAUUCAUGGACGACGUGCUACCUGGACAUGAUGAUCUACAGCUGAUCAGAAGAACGUGUGAGCAAUUACAGAAGAUGCUAAGCUCAGCCGGAUUUGUACUCAGGAAAUGGGCUUCCAACGAACCAUCCGUACUCGCUAGUAUACCACCGGAAUUGUGGGAAGUUUCUGCAGAGUUGGAAAUUGACCGUUCAGAGGCUGUGAAAACGCUGGGUCUAUUAUGGUUCCCUCAGUCGGAUACAUUCAACUUCAAAAUCCCAUCAAUGUCAGACCAGAGUCUAGUUACGAAAAGAAUCGUUGUUUCCGAAAUGUCCAGUCUUUUCGAUCCCUUAGGCCUUUUGGGUCCCGUAGUAGCAAACGCAAAAAUGUUCGUGCAAAGGCUUUGGGCAGAAAGUUUAUCGUGGGAUGAGCCACUUUCGGAAAACCACAGUGCUUGGUGGAGAAUCUACCGUUCUGACAUACCAAGUCUACGUUCAAUUGAAAUACCACGAAGAGUAUUAUUUAACACAAGAAGAGAAUAUCGUUUGCAUUGUUUUUGUGACGCUUCUAAGCGAGGAUAUGGAUGCUGCAUCUACGUCGUUUCACCAGAUGAUAGCGGAAAACUACACUCACAACUACUAACUUCAAAGGCUCGUAUCGCUCCGCUUCGAGGACAGACGAUACCAAGGUUAGAGCUUUGCGCAGCUCUAUUGGGAAGUCAGCUGAUGGACCAUCUUCGUAGAACCACUGAAUAUUCGAACCCUGUUACCUUUUGGACAGACUCGACAAUAGUACUGCACUGGAUUAAGUCGCAGUCCAACGUCUGGAAGGUAUUCGUUUCAAACAGAGUUGCGGAAAUACAGCGCCUGACGAAAGGAUCGCCUUGGAGACAUGUGCCCACCGAGGUAAACCCGGCAGACCGGCUCUCUCGAGGAACUCAAGCAAGUCAACUUCUGGGCGAUAUGUUAUGGUGGCAAGGUCCGAAGUAUAUAACGGCUCCAGAGGAACAAUGGCCUCAAAGCGUCAUAGUACAACCAAUCCAACAGAUGAUAGACGAGGAAGCCCGUGUCGGAAAGGAUCCAUGGACCAUUAACCCCUUGCGAAUACCAAUUUGGUCUGAAAGUUCUUAUCGUCGUAACAUACCAGUAGAUCCGAAAGAACUUGAUCCCAAAUCUGCACUAAAAUCUAUAAACUGUUUUGUGGAUGAAGUGGGAGUGUUCAGACUCGAUGGUCGUCUCAAGUAUAAGGAUGCUCCGUAUGAUUCGCGUUGUCCAAUGAUACUACCCGUAAAUAACAAGCUUAGUUGGCUGAUCGCUCGAUCAUUACACAUCCAAACACUGCACUCUGGACCAACGUUACUACUGGCAACCAUUCGUCAACGAUUCUGGCCGCUUCAUGGGCGUCGUCUUGCUCGCAGGGUAGUACGCAAUUGUAUAACCUGUUAUCGGUGUAAUCCACGUACAGCACAUCAACAAAUGGCUCCACUUCCAUCUAGGCGGGUAACUCCUGCUCGAGCAUUUGCUUACAGCGGGUUGGACUACUGUGGGCCGUUUCUCGUUCGUCCGUUGAUUGGGAGAGGAGCGUCGGUAAAAAUCUACGUCGCGUUAUUCGUGUGCUUAGUGGUGAAGGCAAUACACCUCGAGGUUGUCGCCGAUCUAACGUCGGUCGCGUGUAUCAACGCCGUCAAGCGUUUCGUAUCUCGUCGAGGUCGUGUGCUCGAAAUACAUUGCGAUAAUGCGACUGCCUUCGUCGGGGCAGAUCGUGAGCUCAAGGCUGCGAAUAAAGCCUUCCGCGAACAGUUUCAAACCAAGGAAUGGCAAAACUAUACAACGGACCAUGGAAUCAAGUUUCGCUUCAUCCCGGCCAGAUCGCCUCACUUCGGUGGGCUUUGGGAGGCAGGAAUUAAAUCGUUCAAAUAUCACUUCCGUCGCAUCAUGGGUUGCAAGGCAUUCACCAUGGACCAGUUCGUAACGGUCGUAACUCAAAUAGAAGCUAUCCUCAAUUCUCGUCCAUUAACUCCGUUAUCGGAUGACCCACAGGAUAUUUCUGCUCUAACGCCAGGACAUUUCUUGAUUGGAGAACCGUUAUUUUCAAUUCAAGAGCCUGAUUUAAUCGAACUGAAUACAAAUCGUUUAUCUCGCUUACAGGAUAUGAAACGAUCCGUUCAAGAUUUGUGGAAGCGCUGGUCUAGGGACUACUUAAGCCAGCUACAACAACGGUCGAAAUGGAAGCAAGCUACAACGGAUGUUCGAGUCGGGCAGUUGGUUUUACUGAAACAAGAAAAUAUGCCUCCGCUUCAGUGA